This is a messenger RNA of Opisthorchis viverrini, 369 nucleotides long. RefSeq lists its product as hypothetical. NCBI's taxonomy places the organism in Eukaryota, Metazoa, Platyhelminthes, Trematoda, Opisthorchiida, Opisthorchiidae. The annotation marks the transcript as partial. The transcript has 3 exons. The record is from RefSeq and is a predicted model, not a curated record.
AUGAGAGACUCAACUGAAUCUCUCGUCUGUGAUAUCCUACAACUGAAUGUGCUGCACGCAGGCCGCCUCAUGAUUCAGUUGGCACGAUAUUCGAGAUAUCGCAGUUUGCUGAACACUCUUCGACAGCCCACGACCGGUUUCGCGCUUUUUGGGGCUCGUCAGGAGCGAAAUUUUACCGCGACAUCAAACAACUUGAUUUUGGGUGAGCAGCACUUUAGGUCCUCAAUAGUAGUGCGCUUAGAACCUAAGAAAUUGCUCGUGGAAUGCCCAAUCAUAAGUUGUCGGAACCUCGGGGACUGCGCCUACCUGAUGAGCCCGAACUGGAAAGGUGAAACCGGUCGUGGACUGUCGAAGAGUUUUCAGGUACCU